Alnus glutinosa is the source of this 1488-nucleotide messenger RNA. RefSeq lists its product as uncharacterized. Bases 110 to 1405 code for a protein of 431 amino acids. The transcript is spliced from 7 exons. NCBI's taxonomy places the organism in Eukaryota, Viridiplantae, Streptophyta, Magnoliopsida, Fagales, Betulaceae. The record is from RefSeq and is a predicted model, not a curated record.
AAGAGUUUAGGUUCGCUCCGGCAACUAAACGCUCAGUAGCAAAACCCUGACCGACUAUUUUCGCGCCAAAAAAUGAAAAGCAAAGAACUCUCUCUCGGUCUGUAGAGCAAUGACGUCAGCAAUCGGAUGGUACGGGCCUCUAAUCGACCUCUCCAACGCCGCUCUCCACGUCGGCGAUUUCGUUCAGCUUCUCGUUCUCGUUCACCGGUCCACGCCUGUUCAGUAUAAGCUAUCGAAUGGCGGAGAGGUGAUAAGGACAGACAUUCAGGUCGGUGACAACACGCGACCUUUUUUUUCGGUGUCCCUAUGGCAGAAGCAAAUGGCAUCAGUGGCAGUUGCUGGUGAUAUCGUACUUCUACAAAAUGUCAAGAUUACAAAAUUUGGAGGUACUGUUGAGGCCAGAACUGUUCAGUGCUCAAUGUUACAAUGUUUAAUCCACCCUCAUGAAUCACUUUUCUCAAAGGGUGUUGAUGACUUAAUUGCCAAUUGUCGAGUUGGGAUAACAACAAAGGAAAAGCUUAGGAAGGUGAUAGAAUGGGUGCAGAAAGCUGGAUCCACUCUUUGCAAUAUUGAUUUGCACAGUUAUCAAGAAAAGAGGCAUUUUUCAAGAAACUGGAAAGUCGUGGAAGAGAGAAAAUCUUGGGAAUGUGUUUCCCUUUCAGAAGUAUCAUGUCUAACCAACUCCUGCAAGGCAGUUUUUCAUGCAUCGGUCGGUGAAAUUUUUCUACCAUGUAUCCAGAUUGCACUUGGCGAUUCUGAGAAGGAAAAGAUGUUUCUCAGCAGGAGAUUAUAUAGAACUGGAGAUGAUAGUUUAGCUGACGAUCUCAUUUGCACUGGUUGCCAGCUGUGUGGUUCCCCGUUGAAUUUGGAGUGCAGGUCCAUGUUUGAGCAAAAUGCCAUUCCACUCUAUUGCUCAAAAAGUUCAAACCGCCUUCAUGCAGUAAGCUUGAUAUAUAGACCCUUUAUGUUAUAUGUAUGGGACGAAUCAAAAUACUUGCCCCUCCUCGUCAGGAACAAGGCUGCAGAAGUCUUGUUUGGAAACAUCAAGGCUGAAAGAGUAUACUUAUGCUAUAGAGGGCAAAACAAUGACUGGAACCCCAAUCCAAAAGAUGUUCACAAGGACAAUCAUUUUUGUGCUAUUGUCUCUAAUCACCCCAAAGCUGCUUCUGGAUUUCAAGGUUCUGGUUCAUCAUAUGCAGAUAAGAGUCUCGAAAGGACAGAAAUACACUGUUGCGAUAAAAAGAUUAACUUCUAUUCGAUUUGGUUAAUUUUUCUGAAAUUGCUGCUGCAACAAGGAAAGAACAGUCCUUUGAAAUUUGAAGUUACUGUAAAUGCCAGCUUAGAUAGGGAAAACGGGAGGUUUGAAAUGGUUUCUAUGUCAAUGCCAUGCUUCAGAGCAAAAUGAUCCAAUACACAUUUCAUACCUGCAAUUUGAGGAAUAAAUGUUACAGUAUUUUUGUUUUAAUUACCUAGUCUUACAAAUCAAAA